Orycteropus afer afer is the source of this 924-nucleotide messenger RNA. RefSeq names its product olfactory receptor 14C36-like. Gene Ontology annotation, molecular function: G protein-coupled receptor activity; olfactory receptor activity. Gene Ontology annotation, biological process: G protein-coupled receptor signaling pathway. Lineage: Eukaryota; Metazoa; Chordata; Mammalia; Tubulidentata; Orycteropodidae. Gene Ontology annotation, cellular component: membrane. The record is from RefSeq and is a predicted model, not a curated record.
AUGCCCAAUUCCACCAUGAUGAUGGGAUUUCUCCUUAUGGGGUUUUCAGAUGUCUGGGAACUACAGGCUUUUCAUGUUGUAUCCUUCUCUCUGAUGUAUAUGAUGACACUUACUGGGAAUUUUCUCAUUGUUAUUGUCACCACCAUGGACAAGAGCCUUCACACUCCCAUGUACUUCUUUCUCAGGAAUCUGUCCAUGUUGCUUGCAGGUUACAUUUCUGUAACAGUCCCUAAUUCAUGUGUCAACUCCCUGCUAGACAACAAUGACAUUUCAAAGGCAGGAUGUGCAGCUCAAGUCUUUAUAGUGGUUUUCUUUGUAUAUGUGGAGCUACUUUUCAUCACCGUGAUGGCCCGUGACUGCUAUGUGGCCAUCUGCCAACCUCUGCACUAUGCUGUGAUCAUGCACCCUCGAGUCUGUGUCCAAAUGACACUGGCUUCCAUUCUCAGUGGUCUGGUCUAUGCAGGAUUCCACACAGCCAACACUUUCAGGCUGCCUUUUUGUCAUUCCAAUGUUAUUCAUCAGUUUUUCUGUGACAUUCCAUCUCUGCUGAAGCUCUCCUGCUCUGACACCUUCAGCAAUGAGAUGACAAUCCUUGACUCUGCUCUAGUGAUUGGUGGAGGCUGUUUCAUCUUCAUUAUCAGGUCUUACAUUCACAUAUUUUCGACUGUGCUCAAGUUCCCAAGUGAAGCAGACAGAGUAAAGGUCUUUUCCACCUGCAUCCCACAUAUCCUUGUGGUAUCAAUCUUCCUAGGCUCAGUUUUCUAUGUGUACCUAAGGCCAUCUGCAAACUCUGCAACCAUUAAAGAUAUGGCCCUUUCCAUAUUCUAUUCCAUAAUUCCCCUCCCCUUCAACCUGAUUAUCUAUAGUCUUAGAAAUGAACAAAUAAAAUGUGCCAUCAGGAAAAUCAUGAAAAAGAUAUUUUAG